Tigriopus californicus is the source of this 3287-nucleotide messenger RNA. RefSeq lists its product as uncharacterized. NCBI's taxonomy places the organism in Eukaryota, Metazoa, Arthropoda, Copepoda, Harpacticoida, Harpacticidae. The transcript is spliced from 4 exons. The record is from RefSeq and is a predicted model, not a curated record. Bases 152 to 1375 code for a protein of 407 amino acids.
UACCCUCUAUCCAGAGAGACAGUUCGAAGACACCUAAAGACCACCUUUAUGGCAAAAUCUUACAAAAGGCCCCAGGAACAGCUCCUCUUGCAGCAGAUGAAGGAAGCCCGAUUGUGGUUUGCCAGGAAUCGCAAAAUUAGACCAUCAAAGAAUGGAGGCGAGUCUUAUGGAGGGACGAAAGCUACUUCUACCUUUUCCCUUUAAAGCAUUCAUCUACCGACCGUGCUUGGCCAUUCAACAAGGGGGAUGUUCCUUCAACCAACACUAUCAAGCAUUCUCCCAAAUUAAUGCAAAAGAAGGCCUCGAUGCCAUACCCAGGAGGCUGAAAACAGGUGGAAUUCGGAAGCACCGCUUGCUGCCAUCAAUGUCCGAUGCAAUUUUCAUGCAAUGGCCUAGCAACUCACCAAACCUCAAUCCCGCCCCCCAAAAACUUGUGGUCCAUCAUGAAAGAGGAAGUCGCCAAACUUCCACCAUCCCCCAGCUUGCCCUAAUUUUGAAGACCACUUACAAAGACUUUGGAGGCAUGAACAACCCGGAGUAUUUCUUCUUGACAUCGUCCAUGGAUGGGGCUCGUGCCAAAUUAGGAAGGCCUCCUUUACCGCCCCAAAACGAAUCUCAAGGCCCAUCAGCUGGCGUUUCUGAGGCUAAGAUCGUCUCCAAAGGCAUAAAUAUAGCGGGGAGAGUGAGCAAAUUUGAGAAAUUUGCUAGAGACUCUCGCCAAAGUGAGUCUACGGAGAGCCUUGAAAAUCAGUUAUGGUUCUAUAAAGAUGGUGUUCGUUCACGAUCGGCUUCAAAUUCGAAGAGGACCAAAGUGGACGUGGGUUCAAUAACUCGAUCCAAAUCCGUGACCUCUUCUGACUUGGCCUUUUCCAACGUAUCUUUAGUUCGGAUUAGCUCGAGUGAAAUACAAGUUCCCAAAUCCCCCGUGCUUGUGCAUCGCAAUUCCAUGGAGAGGUCUCAAGGUCAGAGUUGGGAAUCCUCAUCACCAAAAUUGACGGCGAGUUGUGAUAGUGGCCGAAACUCAAGUGGAGAUUCCCCUGAACCCGGAUUGCCUCCUAAAAGACCUCCCAGAAAAGAUAAUCGUGCAAGAUCGUGCUCCAACAAGACUGAAAGGCCAAUUCCUCCUCCGAGAACCAAAAGCCCUGCCCAGAAAAAGGAAGCUGUGCAACGACAACAGCAGCAACAACAACAACAACAACAACAACAACAACAACAACAACAAAAAGUUCUGGAGAAGAGUGCCAACACCGAAGACGAUGCCAAGAGUGGCCAUAAUCGAGGCAUCGAGAAGUUGAAACGUCAAUUCUUUGAACAAAGAGUGGGAUGCGGGAGUCCAGACUCCUCCACCUUUACAUUGACUUGUGACAUUGAUUGAAACCCUCACCGUAAUAUCACAACCGUCAUCGGUUCACUCCACCUUUGCUUUGCUCUGGAUCUCGUGAUUUUUUAAUUUCAACCAUUUUCACAAUGGCACUAAUUACACAUUAGUGCACACCCUGGCGAAAGACCAAUCCCAAUGAUACGGACCAAAGGAUGUCGAUUUCAAUGAUUCCCUGUUCUCAAAACAAGUCAUCAGAGCCCCCAACUUUGGCUCCUCUAACGAAGAUGACCUUCUGAAACGACUGCUGUGGUUUACUAAUUCAAGAUAUUGGGUGGUAAGGGGAAGAAGCCAAACUGAAUGCCUAUAAUCUUUCAAAUUUUGUAAUCACAUUGACUUCCACCCACAAGCGAGAAGCUAUUGGUCAUCCAGGCUUCAAAGAUGUGAGGAAUCGUUUCAAAACACCAUUAAUCAUUGUUCUCUAUUCGUCUAUUAUUCAUCCACCUCUUGAAAAGUAGGAAAUGGCCCGGCCAAUUCGAAAUAGGAAACGAGUGUUCGUGAUUUUUUGAGCACCUGUUCCGUGAUUUAAACUCUUUGACUAAGCUCUUGAGUGAUCGGAGCCCAUUUUUUUAAGCCAUGGGGUGAAUCUUAGAUCGAGAAAAGCUCGUACUACACUGCAUAUGUUGGAUCUUUUCUCGAUCUUAGAUUCACUCCUUGCCUUUAAAAAAAACGGGCUCGGGUCUCGGACAUUUUUUUAAUAUUUUCCCUCAUGCUUAACGAUCAGUAGCUUCCAAAAACCAACAUGGGAGCCCUCCAAAAAAUAAACAGAACUUUGUUUGUUAGCCAGAAUUACAUUUUUCUUUCUUUUUGACAAAUUCGUAGAAAUGGAGUAAAGAUAUAUCUGGGAAACAGGUGGUCCUUCAAGAUAACCGUUAUGAGGCCAUCAAGCAAAAACAUUAAAAGAUACUGUGGAAGGAAAAUUCCUGUCUCCAACAUAGAAGGGCUAAAACCAAGAUUGUUAUAUAUAUAGGCUUAAACUCAAAGUGUUUCCAGUAAAGCGUAUCCUCAACAAAUCAUGUUUCUUGGCAUUGUUUGUCUUUGGACUGAUUCCCUCAGUUGACAUUGACUUAGAGGAAACGAAGCAAUAAUCUUGAUCGACCAUACUCUAAAAAGACAAAAGAGUUUCAUAUCUUUCAACCUCGCUUUUGAAUGGAGUAACGCAUUUCCACUCGUCGUUCUGACUUUUGCACCUACAUGGUUUGACCCAAACAAGAGGGCUUCUCCAAAUACCUCUCAAACUUGAACCAUGAAACAGGUUGAGAGCACUAGUUCUACGGUGCGGUUCGUCAUUGUGUGGUUACAUCGAGGACUACGUGACUUUAUGUUCUGAGAAUUGAACUGGCACACAUCCGAAAUCAAGGAACGAGACUUGGCAAGUUAAAAUGCUAUUCAAACUGAAAUAUGUGUAGAGAACUUAAUAAACAUAUACUGUAUUAACCCCACAUUUUAGCAUCGUGUCUUAAUGUGGCGGGAAGAAUGGUGCAAUUGAGUGUAUUUCUUGGUUUCCUGGACAUUACCACAUUUAUUGGUCAAUUGAUGGCAUUCCUGUACCAGUUCAAUACCACUUAUGUGACAUUACUGCGUUAAAGAUAUUUUAUCAACUAACGACUAAAAAUUGGUUGCCAUCCUUUAAGUUUAAAAUAAUGCGGUGUUGGGUUGCAUGAUUUUGAAACCAGCAAGCUUCAUGAAUUACCGAUAUACCUUUCAUGCAUUGAUAUUACGUGUAUGGUAAUUUGAUUCACAUCUAAAGACCCAAGGACUGUAAUGGUCCCGUUCAAAAUGCAUGUUAUCUUACAAGUUAAAUCUCCGUUGCAACAAACACCCGGGACGAGUUCUUCAGAGUUCUUACUUCGUGGAGAUAGGCGCUUGGAACUUAUCCAGCAUGAAAAUACUCCUACCAAUGUUCGCG